Messenger RNA from Aspergillus puulaauensis, 2337 nucleotides. RefSeq lists its product as uncharacterized. The record is from RefSeq and is a predicted model, not a curated record. The transcript has 5 exons. NCBI's taxonomy places the organism in Eukaryota, Fungi, Ascomycota, Eurotiomycetes, Eurotiales, Aspergillaceae. Bases 1 to 2337 code for a protein of 778 amino acids.
AUGACUGGCAUUGUCCCGAAUGACCUUGCCCAUUCUCCUAUAACGAAAUACAAAGACGAACCUAUUGAGCACCCUUUGCGACAACCACAUCCAAUCUCUGGGCAUCAAGGCCCUCAACAUUCACAUCUCCAUCAUCCCGGCUCAGCAAGCCUCGCGCAAAAACCGAAGCAACCCGAGCCGCCGCACCAGCCUAGCACAAAUCUCUCUCCCGGAUCAUAUGGUCCUCAUACAUUAGGAAACGGGGUCUUGCAUCACCAACACCCAUACGGCCCACAAGCCCAAGAACAAACCUAUUAUACAUCACAUCCAGCUUACACCACGGCGAGCGCUCCCGGCCAAUAUCCAUCUAGCGGUCCUCAAGAAAUCAUGGCGACCACGCAAAUGCAUCGGCCAUAUCCUCCCAUCUACCAUACGCCGCAAUCAAGCUCACCUGUUUCAGUGACCUCUCAGACUCAUGAACAGCAUAAUAGAAGCCUCUAUACACAGUCACCCCAGAUGACGUCGACAUUAUAUGGCUAUCAGCAAGCUUUAUCAGCGCUGAACCCAGUUCAACCUUCACCGUACGGUGCACACCCGUCUCCUCAACAACCCCCUCUCACGUCCCAGUCGUUGAUGAUGCCGCAUCAAACAAGCACAUCCCAGCUACCGCACCAGUCGUCCCAACCACCAACUGCCACAUUGACCAGUCCUGGCUCUGCGACAGUACAGCAAGCAACGCCCCCACAGAGGGCUCUCUUGAACGCUCCGCAUUCUACCACCGGAGCACCGCUUCCACCAAACAAUGGGAACCAUCAAAGCCCAAACCUUGGAGCGAGCUCUAGCGCAGCGCCAGGCCCUAUUCCAGCGACAACUCCCCUAGUUGUGCGACAAGACAGCAACGGUGUCCAGUGGAUUGCUUUUGAGUACUCUCGUGAUCGCGUAAAGAUGGAGUAUACCAUCCGAUGCGAUGUGGAAUCCGUUAAUGUGGACAACCUAAGCCAGGAAUUCAAGACCGAGAACUGCGUCUAUCCGCGUGCAUGCUGUAGCAAGGACCAAUAUCGAGGAAAUCGGCUGGUCUACGAGACUGAAUGCAAUGCCGUUGGCUGGGCACUGGCAGAUCUCAACCCAGCUUUGCGGGGAAAGCGCGGGCUGAUCCAGAGAGCAGUUGAUAGUUGGAGAAAUAGCAACCAGGACCCUCGAUUGCGGAGCAGGAGGGUAAGGCGAAUGGCCAAGAUAAACCGACGACAAGCUAUUCCCCCGCCGCCACCACCGCCACAUAUGACCCCUACAGCUGCAGUUGCAUCUGUUCCGAACUCUAAUCUUACACCAGUCGGUCCGCGGCCUUCACUGGGACCACUGGCGGCCAUGGGGCCACCGCAGCUACACCACCACCACGCUCAACCAGACGGACACCCGGGCCACGAGGAGGUUAGCGGUCCUACCGAGUUCGCGAGUGCUACAAAUCGCCCGCUGCCACCCGCACCUCCUCCUAGUGGACAUUCACCAACGGAUACCCGCACCGGCCAGGUAUUCCAGGGGUACCCUGCAUUCCCGCUCCCUGCAAACUCGUCGACCGGGAAUCGGGGCCCUUCCAUACCUCCCCUAAUUCGAGAUAGCGGAAUCGGCUCCUUCGGACGACACCCAGCUGUCGCAACUUCAAGCCGAGUCGAAGAGGUAGAAGUGGAGGAUGAGCAUGACCCAAGUAAAGAUGACCUGUUUGGAACACUACCGGAUGGCAAGCGUCGUAAAUUCAUCCUCGUCGAUGACACGCAGCGAGGCUGCCGUGUCCGCGUCAAGGUCAUGCUAGACCAGGUUGACAUGGACGAGAUCCCCGACUCAUACCGAAUGUCGAAUUCCGUAUACCCCCGUACUUACUUUCCGGUCCAAAUGAAGAGCCCUCGAAGUCAUGCACCUCCUGGCAAUAGGUAUAUCAAGGAUGAUACAGAGGUCAACGACGGUCUCGGUGACGAUGAAAGCGCAACCAUCGGACGGACCAUGGUUCCCGCCCUUCAAGUCGACGACGACAGUGAGAUUUGUGUUCCUAAAAUCUCGAGGCGCCGACAUCGGAAAGAGGUGCUAUUGAAUGACCUGGGUUACCGAAUGAGCUGGAGUCAGAGCAGAGUAUUCGCUGGACGGAUGCUAUUUCUUCAACGGUCUCUGGACGCAUAUCGAAACAAAAUGCGCAGCACUAUGCUGGCCGCCGGCCAGGAGGCAGGAUCCAUUCCACCGCAUUUCGAAACCCGCGCGGGAAAGCGACAAUUCCUUGACCGUAGGAGGAAAACGGCUGUUUCAUCUGUUCGCGAAGGCGGACACGGCAUUUCUGCGUCCCAGCGCGAAGCCGAAGAAGUCGAGCCCUAG